This is a messenger RNA of Talaromyces stipitatus ATCC 10500, 1195 nucleotides long. RefSeq names its product 2-hydroxyacid dehydrogenase, putative. The record is from RefSeq and is a predicted model, not a curated record. Gene Ontology annotation, molecular function: NAD binding. Lineage: Eukaryota; Fungi; Ascomycota; Eurotiomycetes; Eurotiales; Trichocomaceae. The transcript has 4 exons. The coding region runs from base 53 to 1195 and encodes 380 amino acids.
ACUCAAUUGCAAAGAAAUCAUACAGUAGUCACUUGCUAUAUCGAGAUUCAUAAUGGGCGAAGCAGGCAUCUUCCAAAACGAACAUCUCCUCAUCCUACGCAGAAUGAACUGGCCCGAUUCAUGGCUAGACCAUAUUCGACGCCGGUUUCCACGCUUAGAAAUCACUAGUUUGGAUAUUGAUACUAGUAAACCGCUGGAAGAGAAUGUUCCAAAGGAUAUCCUCGAAAGAGCAACAGUAAUCGCUCUAAUGACCCAACGCCAUCUCCCACUUCCAGAAAGUGUACCAAACAUAAAACUAGUCCACACCUUCUCCGCUGGCGCUGACGGCCUCAUAAAUGAACCCUACAUCAAAAACACAGAUUUACCUCUGACAACCAGUUCCGGAAUCCACGGGCCCCCCAUAUCUGAAUGGGUCUUGUUGAAUUGGCUGGUUAGUUCUAAACAUUACAAUAGCCUCUACGAAGGUCAGAAGAGACAUGAAUGGAUAAGUAGGCAGUAUGUGCAGGUGACACAGAGUGAUCAUGUGGGUAAACGGGUUGCGAUAUUGGGGUAUGGCAGUAUUGGGCGGCAGAUUGGGAGAAUAGCGGUCUCACUAGGUGCCAAAGUCUACGCUUAUACUGCCUCGGCACACGAGACACCCGAAUCUCGUGAAGAUAGGGGGUACAUCGUCCCUGGAACGGGGGAUUCAGACGGCAUUUUCCCUGUGGAAUGGCACCACGGCACCAGCAAAGAUGAUCUUCGCAGGUUUCUACGCGAAACCAAACCAGAUCAUGUGGUGAUUUCAUUACCGUUGACGACAGCUACGUACCAUUUGUUCGAUAGUGAGGAGUUUGAGGUUUGGUCUGACGCUCUCUCCCCGUCAACAAUAUCAUCCGCAAAUGAAGGAGAGAAAUUCCCACCAAGAAAAGGCUUCCUAACAAACAUAUCUCGCGGCAAAAUCGUCAAUACAGACGCAUUACUCACAGCGCUCGAAAAGGAACAAAUCCGUGGCGCUGCGCUGGAUGUCACUGACCCCGAACCGUUACCUGCUGAUCAUCCUCUGUGGGAUGCGAAGAAUGUGCAGAUAAGUCCGCAUAUAAGUUGGUCCGGACAAGAAUAUUUUGUGCGUGCUUUGGAUGUGUUGAAGAUCAAUCUUGAGAAGUUGGAAAGGGGAGAGGAGUUGGUUAAUUUGUUUCAUAGGAGGAGGGGAUAUUAG